Messenger RNA from Pectinophora gossypiella (pink bollworm), 666 nucleotides. RefSeq names its product transmembrane protease serine 13-like. NCBI's taxonomy places the organism in Eukaryota, Metazoa, Arthropoda, Insecta, Lepidoptera, Gelechiidae. Bases 202 to 666 code for a protein of 154 amino acids. The record is from RefSeq and is a predicted model, not a curated record. The transcript has 3 exons.
CGUGUUAGGUUUUCUGUAAUUUUGUGCGAAUUUGUGUUGCCUUCAUAUGGCAACACUAGGAGAAAGGGUAUAAAAAGGCGCGUUUGUCUUUCAUUGGGGCUUUUUUGAUUCGAGCACGCAUCGAAGGCAGACGUACCAUUUUGAACACGUGUACACUUGUGUUUGAGCACGCGUGCGUUUUGGAAAUUUAGAUUCCAGAUUAUGCCUCUUGAAGACGAGAUCGUUCCACGAAGACGACUGACGAGCCGAGACGAGCCGAGACGAGCCGAGCCGAGCCGAGCCGAGCCGAGCCGAGCCGAGCCGAGCCGAGCCGAGCCGAGCCGAGCCGAGCCGAGACGAGCCGAGACGAGCCGAGACGAGCCGAGACGAGCCGAGCCGAGCCGAGACGAGCCGAGACGAGCCGAGAUGAGCCGAGACGAGCCGAGACGAGCCGAGCCGAGCCGAGACGAGCCGAGACGAGCCGAAACGAGCCGAGACGAGCCGAGCCGAGCCGAGCCGAGCCGAGCCGAGCCGAGCCGAGCCGGUACAAGCCGGGAGCGCAGCCGGAGAGAGAGCCGGGAGUGCAGCCGGAGAGAGACGUCGCUUCACGCGUCGGCACAACGAGCGACACAGCCAACGACGUCGCGGCGAAGGGCAGGAGGUGCGACGUUCGUCGGCAGAGGGUAG